Molecule: messenger RNA, 3933 nt
Organism: Brettanomyces bruxellensis
Lineage: Eukaryota; Fungi; Ascomycota; Pichiomycetes; Pichiales; Pichiaceae
Exons: 1
Coding region: 1-3933 (1310 amino acids)
Biological process (GO): Ras protein signal transduction; positive regulation of GTPase activity
Cellular component (GO): plasma membrane
Molecular function (GO): protein binding; guanyl-nucleotide exchange factor activity
Source: RefSeq, a predicted model, not a curated record
AUGUGUGCUACCGGUGGUGCAAAACUACAUUCCCAGGCGAUUAAUGAUGGAAAUGAAGAGUCACUGAAGUCGAAUGCUGAAGGUAACAAGGCAAUUACUCCAAUUGAUACAGUUACUGUUACAGAAUAUUUCAACAACACAUCGCUACCGAAUACACUUAGUUUAAUGACCGAUGAUAUUAUCUACGUGCUUUCGAAGCCAAAUGACUAUUGGUGGGAUGGAAUUAUGGUAGAUCCUAUUGGUAAUAUCACACGAGGAUGGUUUCCCCCUUCUCAUACUCAAAAGAUCCCAUGUGAAGGUCACCGCGAUUCUUCCUAUAGCAUAAAUCGUUCCUUAGACACAUCCUCCGAAACAAAUCAUGACGUUUAUGAUGCCAGUGAUAGAAAUGAUAGUUUGAGUGCAGUUAGUGUGAAAGGUGGUAGCAGUGAAAGUUUCUCUCGUUCAAGACAUCAUUCUACCUCGUCUUCUCGUCGGUCAAUGCUAUCCGGAAAUUCCAGCAGAAGCAAUUCACUGUCAUCGCAACAACAGUCAAGACCUAAUGAAUCAUCGACGUUGUCAGAACUUGAUUCUGAAAAGUUGAAGCAGUUUGGAGCAAAGCAAUCCUUACCAGCUCCUCCUGAAAUACUUCAUAUUUCUUCAUCAACGGAAAUUGAAUCGUUAUUGAAAACUCCAGCCAAAGCAGAUCAACCAUCGUUUAAUUUUAUCCCAUUGUGGUUACCUGAGUUAACCGCUGAUGAUAAAUUUAUAUUCCAUGACCAAGCUUUGAAUUUGUCAUCCUAUAACAUACCAUUGCUUCCUGUUGAAGGAAACCAAUCUGUCAUGGAGCAUCCAGAUACCACUGCCUAUUCUAAUGGAGUUUUUACUGUUCCGAUGAGGUUAUCUGACUCAAGUCAGGUAGGAGAAGGAAACAACAUGGGAUUUACUUCAAAAAGUGAUGAAGGUUUGAGGUCUAACAGCGAGUCUUUUGUAAGUAAGGAUAAUGACUUUGAAAACGUGAAAACAUACGAUUUAUCAAAGUUUUACUUGCUGCCAACAGAUAUAACAACUUGGGGUUCUCUCAACAAAUAUUUUAAAAGAUGUGUUGAAUUCUCGAAGCAGGCUCUUGUCAAAAGGGAUAAAAAAUGGUUCAGCAGUAAUCUUAAUUUUGUUUCGACCACAGUUGCUACAUAUCAGAUGAUCAUAAAGAUUCUGGCAGAUCCUUUGAAAGCCAAGGGGAUAUCUGAGAAGGUUUCCAUAUAUCUUAGGAAAAUGACAUCAUCGUUAGUACGCUUUAUUAUAAACGGGAAUCUUUACAUGAUGACAGACCUAAAUGCAUCUGGCGAUCAGGGAGAGAACGAGAAGGAUAACAUAACAGAAAACCAAAACGGGGGCUUGGAUGAAAACUCGAAUGAAUUAGGAGAGGAUGCUUCUCGUUAUCUUUCCAUAGCUGAAGAUGCUGCUGAUAAAAUGUUAAAACAGUCAUUAUUAAUUUCUGGUUUCUUUAUGAAUGAAAAUACAUUGCCAACUUCGGAGAAUUUCCCAAUUAUUUACGCCAGGUUUCUUCAAGGACAAUACGAGGGAGGAAAUUUUACAAACCAGUUGGCGAGAAGGCAGCAGAGACAGUUGAUUGCAAGAAACAGGAGAUCGUCAAAUAUUUUGCUAGAUGACGAUUCAGUUGCCAGAAUUUCAGGAUGUGGAAACAACAUUUGUAAAAUUCUUCGAAAGACUCAGGAGCUUUUGGAUAAAGAAAUGAUUCCAGGGGAAAAUCAUCUUCAGUUCUCUCGGCACAGAAACCUAAGCGUUUUAACUGCAAUUUAUAGUUGCAUUCCUGUAAUUUGUGAGUACCUUGACACACUUGAGUCGAUUGAUUUUACACUGUUCAAAAUGAUUACUGAGUUAGCCGCGAAAAAUAAGAAGAAUGUACAACCACGACACUCGGAAUCCGAUGACAGCUCAACAUACAUCGACGAGGACUUGAAUAAGAAAUUCUACGAAGGUACUGCUUUGGAAUUAAAACCAUUAAUGAGUGAAUUUUUGCAUUUAAAACAGGAUAUUCAUUCAGCAUUAUCAAAUCUUGUACUUGAUUGUCAAAUGCUUACCACCAGCGAUUUGGAAGUUUUCAAAUCGUUUACUACAGAAAUUGAGGAGCAAGUUGAAUCCGGACGCGGUGAUCCCAAGUUUUAUAAUAUGAAAACGGAGAAGUUUGGUAGACAUCUUUUGAGACAGUUAAGAAAAAGGGAUGAAAAUGUUUAUAAAGUUGAUCCAUUUACAUCUGACAGAGUUCAUCGUAUUUCAAACACCUUGCGGUAUAUUCCAGAAAAAUUAACAAUGAUGCACCAAUCUGUUGGUGUCCUCCAGAAGCAGAGACAGUACAUUCUGAAUUAUUGCUCUCAUUUGAUGAAUACUGAUUUUAAUAUCGCUUCGUUCUUUAUCGCUGAAAGACACAACACAAUGUCAACGACGGCUAGCCAAUCCGAUUUUUACUAUGGACACAAAAAAUCCUCGGAGUCGUCCGCUACACCUUGGUAUUUGGAUACAUCUGACGAUGAAAAGCAGUUGGUCUAUAGCCCUGAAGGGUUAAGAGGGGGAAUGGUAGAGGGACUCGUCGCUAAACUGGUUGAUCCGUUCAUAUCUGAUGAUAAGGAGUAUAUCAAGUGCUUUUUGCUUACAUUUAUCACGUUUGUUACUCCGGUCAGAUUAUUUGAUCUUUUAGAACAGAAAUAUAAUUUGGAAAUGCCGGAAGGACUAAGCUAUGAAGAAUACAAAGUUUGGACUGAUAAGCGAAAGAAGCCACAGCAAGAAAAGAUAAUGGAGGUGAUUCGUCUUCUCUUUACGAAAUUUUGGAACGUCAAUUACAGAAGUUCACUUCUAGAAGAAAAGUGGGAUAGCAUGAUUACCGAGAUGUCAAUAAACGAGGAACUAUCACAGCUGGGAAGGAAAGUUUUAUCUUUUACUGAUCAAAAUGAGUAUGCAUUAGCUUUUAACACAGAAGAUGCGGCUCACAUUAAGGUCGUGGUUACUCCAUUACCAGUGGCCCUCAGCAACGAGGUGAAGAAAAUUAGAAUGCAUAGUAUUGAGACUUCCGUAUUGGCUGAACAGCUUACACUUUUGCAAUCAGAAUUCUUUAGGAGGAUAUGUUCUGUUGAUCUUAUUGGAAGAUCGUAUAAUUUCAACAAGAUAUUUGGUAAGAGAAAUGCUCUGAGUACAAAAAAUAUCUCGAACUUUGUUCACAAUUGCAAUCAAAUUACGAAAUUUACUAUCUAUAUGAUUCUUCGACAGAGUGAGGUUAUUGACAGGGUGGUUAGCAUAAAGUAUUUCGUGAAUUUGGCAGAAUCUCUUUUGGAAAUGAAUAACUUUUCGACAAUGACAGCUGUGAUUUCUGGUUUAGGUUCGAUAUCCGUGAGUCGUCUUAAGGCAACAUGGUCACUUGUUCCCAAGCAGACUUUAAAUAGCUAUAACAAGAUGGAUGAACUAAUGUCGAUUGGCAAAAAUUACAAUGAAUAUAGAAACAUUUUAAGAUUUUUGGCUGAUGACGAGGAUCCCUGCAUCCCAUUUUUGGGUAUGUACUUAUCUGAUCUCAGAUUCACCACCGAUGGAAAUCCGGAUCACCUACACGGGGACAAAAAGCUUGUCAAUUUCAGUAAGAGAGCUUCUAUUUAUCGGAUCAUACGUGAAGUGACCCAAUUUAGUUGCAGAGAAUAUUCGUAUACGAAAAACCAGGUUCUUAUGGAUUACCUGCAAGUGAUGAUGAAAAAUAUUCCUGAAGAUGAAGUUUUGUAUCAGAUGUCACUACGUUGGGAGCCAAGAGUUAGCUUAAUGGGAGAUACACAAAAUAGUCAGCACUCAUCACACAAUCGGAAAACAAGGAGUGGAAACUCUUCUGUUUUUUCGAGAGUUACGAAGAAAAUGAGCUCUACUCAAUUGACUACAUCCAAGAGUCAAAAGAAAAACUGA